AUCUAUUCAAUUUAGCAAUUGUAAUGAUGUUCGUAACGUCUAUCUCCUCAGUCUAAAAUUACUUAAAACAGGAUGCUGGUGUCACUUACACUACUGUGUUUAUCAAUAUUGCGGAUCGAUGUCAUAGCGGAGAACUUGGCCGUAAACGAACACAAUCAAACGGAUAAACAUCUUCAUUACUUACCAGAACCUUCAGCUCCGUCAACAAUUGAACCUUUGGACCAGACUCACGAUGUUGUACGGUAUCAACAUAUGAUCAACAACUCUCCUAACAGCAACUAUGUUGUAUACUACACUGAUAGCAAUGCUUACGGACAAAGUUCACAACAGUUUCAAAGUAUGCCCCAUAGUGAGCGGUUAUCGAGAAUGAUUAGGCACAGCUCGCAUCCAAUCUCUGUUCAGUUACUAUCACUAGUUCAACCAACUGUGAGUAACGAUUACUUACUCAAAGAGUUUGGAAAUGAAGAUAUGGAAGGAACCAAGACACAAAGAUUGCUUUCGGAUACCCAGAAUUUAGUGAGAACCGAAGAUUCAGUUGAUAUCAAUUACGCUCAAGAUAGUGCCACAGACCGUUCCCAAGGGACUGUCAGACAAUAUUCCAAAUCAGAAGACAGUGUUCUAAGUGGAAGCGAACACACUGUAAACAAGGCAGUACUGGCAAGCUUUAACGCACCGAUUGUUGUCACCGAUAAAGAUGCUUCGGAAACUAGUGAUAUUGAAAGCCGUCGACUCAAUAGUAGUAGAUCAUAUGUAAAACAAAUAAAUGUGGAAAUUUUGGAGGAGUCCAUGGAUCACAACAAUGGGCAGUAUUUAAAGGAAACUACAAUUUUAUCCAGCAAACCAGCUGAGCCAUGCGACAAAAACAACAACGAAAAAGAUAUUCUAAUCACUAAACCAGAAGUCACAUCAAUUAAACCUGGAAAAGUAUCAAAACUCCGAACAUCAACUACUGCACGGUUGAGCACGAGACACAAGGGUUCUUAUACGACUGAUAAACCUACAGAAAUCUUAUUUACCACAACCACAAUCACUGUUGGUAAAAAGUCUGUAUUUUCAAGAUAUUUAGCACCAUAUCAGGCAGGCUUACGUCUAUCUGAUUCCGGUAAAAAAUACUCGAAUCAAGAUUGUUCUGAUGACAAUACUCUUAUUGAAGAGCGUAGUGUUGUAGACGUGCAAAAGAACUUCAAUAUUAAGGAAUUAUUAAUUAAUAAUACAACCCCGUCUACACGGCAUUUUGAUGUCGACACAAAAAAUAUUCAGCAACCAGUUUUUGCAGAAAAACCUAUCGAUCGAAUUGUAAAGCAACCAGUUUUUAUUGAAACCCCAGUUUUAAGGGUUUUAAAACAGCCUACUAUCGUGGAAAAUCAAGUAGAGCUCAAACAACCUGUUGUUGAAAAUUCAGUGCCAUUAGUCAUUGAUCGAAUUGUAGAAAAACCUAUUCAUUAUAUUGUUGAUCGGCCGAUUCAGAUAGAAAAUAAUGUACCUGUAGAGAAAAUUGUCAAAACUCCAGUAGUAGUAGAAAAAAUAAUCACGGAAGAAGUGAAGAUUCCUUAUCACGUACCACACAUCCUUGAUCGACCAGUAACUGUGGAGAAAAUUGUGAAAAAGCCUGUAGAAGUUCCACAUUACAUUGAUCGUCCUGUGAAAAAAAAAAAUGAGCGUCCAGUUGCAGUGAAGACCACAGUAGAAACAAAUAUUGAAAAGAUUAUUAAUCGACCAAUACCAAUACAACAUGUAAUCGAAAAACAUGUACAGGUCUCGGUACCAGCAGCAUUGGAGAAAGUUGUUGAAAAAAUUAUAGACCGUCCUGUGCCUUACACGGUCGAGCAAAUUAUUGAUCGCCCGUUUCCAGUGGAAAAAAAUGUUGAUCGGCCCUACCCAGUGCAAGUACCCGUGGAAAUACCAGUACACUAUCCUGUACAGGUGCCUGUGGCUAUACCAGUACUAUAUCCAGUAGAGAAAUACAUAACUCUACCAUUACAUGAACCAAAACCAACACAUUCAAUAAUUAAAACCGUUCAUUACGAGCAUUUAGAUUUUGGAAUGUUUUUGGCUCAGAAAAAGAAAUAUUUAGUUGAUCAUUUCUUCCCAAAAUCUCACCACUACCCAAAAAUUGAUGGCGCAAAACCAGGCGAAAUGCAUAGUUUCUAUCCAAAUAAUCGGUAUCCUAUAAAUGAUUUACACUAUGCAGCGUCAUCAUCAAAUCCGGUCAUUGUGGAUAAUCACCAUUUUAAUACUCAAGCAAAAAACUUACACGAAAAACAACCCUUGGAAAUUCUUAACGACGAUGCUUAUGCAGCAGGGAAUGUUGCUUCCAUGCAAUAUGAACCAGUCAUUAAGGACGAUUACAUAGGACCAAUUCCAUUAUUGGCGGAUCAUUGGGCUAAAAGCGACGUAAAAUUCCGACGUAAUCCUAGCUACGGAAAGGGUCAUCGCAUCGAAUACGGAGGAUUUAAGCCACCAUUAGUGCCAUCGGUUGAGAUAGAUGAGCAUGGCAUUCCACUUUUAAAAAAAAGCCCUCCUCUGCUUUCUUGGUAGUAUCUUCGGUAGAAAAUAAUAAUUUAGACGUGAAUUUUCCUGUUUGAUUGAGCGUAGGUUAUAUGUUUUGUUUGCUAUACUAUUUAUUGCUUUUUAAGUCAUAAAAAACGUUUACCAAUUGAGAAAUUGUAGAUGAAAUAAAGUAGUAGCAAAAAAUAAUAAAAAAGAUUUUAAGUGCUAUGUGUCAGACUUAUGA
Molecule: messenger RNA, 2734 nt
Organism: Anopheles merus
Lineage: Eukaryota; Metazoa; Arthropoda; Insecta; Diptera; Culicidae
Exons: 4
Coding region: 73-2538 (821 amino acids)
Source: RefSeq, a predicted model, not a curated record